Colletotrichum lupini is the source of this 1020-nucleotide messenger RNA. RefSeq lists its product as uncharacterized. The record is from RefSeq and is a predicted model, not a curated record. The coding region runs from base 1 to 1020 and encodes 339 amino acids. Gene Ontology annotation, molecular function: methyltransferase activity. The transcript has 8 exons. Lineage: Eukaryota; Fungi; Ascomycota; Sordariomycetes; Glomerellales; Glomerellaceae.
AUGUGUAACGACGAAGCUAAUCGUCCAGCCGCCACAGGCCCUGUGAUUGCCGCUGAAGAGGGGGAUUGGGAUGACAGCUCGUCAGACCGCGCUUCCAGCUUAGCAUCAUCCACCACCAGCUUGAGCAGCUCCAUCUUCAACCAUAGAGUUGAGAACGGCAGGACUUACCACAGGUACAAAGAUGGCCAGUACAGUUAUCCGAACGACGAGAAAGAAGCCGACAGAUUAGAUUUGCAACACAAUCUCUUCCUCCUCACCUUUUACUACCAGCUUGGUCUUGCUCCCUGCAAUGCUAAGGACUCUGGUGUCAAGCGUGUUCUCGAUGUCGGCACAGGCACCGGUCUUUGGGCAAUCGAGUUCGCCGAUGAGCACCCCGAGGCGGAGAUGCUGAAGCUCACACGUCAUAGCCUCCCUCCGAAUGUGAAGUUCGAAGUUGACGACAUCGAAGAACCUUGGACAUAUUCGACACCCUUCGACUACAUCCAUACCAGGAUGAUGACUUCGAGUAUAUGCGAUUGGCCUAGAUUUUUCAAGCAAGCCUUCGAGCACUUGGAGGUCGGCGGAUAUCUGGAAAUCCAGGAGACCGAUCUCGAUCCUCAUUGCGACGAUGGCACCCUCAAACCAGAGCAUGCAAUGGUGAAGUGGCUGAAACUACUCGGCGAGGCGGUGGAGAUCUUCGGACACCCUUUCGUGGAUAUUCCUAACCUCGCAGUCUUGAUGGAGGAGGCCGGUUUUGUCGAUGUGACUAUCAAGACGUACAAGUGGCCUGUCAAUGAGUGGCCCAAGGACCCCCAUUACAAGGAGCUUGGGUCUUGGACACAUGCCAACUGUAUGGAAGGCCUCGAGGGUUGGACGCUGGCGCCCUAUACCCGAGCGCUGAACUGGACGAAAGAGGAAGUACUCGUCUUUCUGGCGGAGGUACGGACUAACAUGAAGAACCGGAACAUUCAUGCCUACUGGCCAAUCUACUCGAUUUACGGGAGGAAACCUGAAGAGAAGGCAGCCGAGCCGGCGUCGUAA